Messenger RNA from Limulus polyphemus (Atlantic horseshoe crab), 4658 nucleotides. RefSeq lists its product as uncharacterized. The transcript is spliced from 15 exons. The record is from RefSeq and is a predicted model, not a curated record. Gene Ontology annotation, biological process: negative regulation of centriole replication. Gene Ontology annotation, molecular function: microtubule binding. NCBI's taxonomy places the organism in Eukaryota, Metazoa, Arthropoda, Merostomata, Xiphosura, Limulidae. The coding region runs from base 150 to 1889 and encodes 579 amino acids.
GUUUGAGCAGCUGCGUUGUUGUGAGGGUCAGUUGAGCCGGCAAAAUUCAAUCAUUUGGAUACUGCAGUUGUGAAGUGACAUUGUGUUGGCUUAAUUGAUUUUUAAAGUCCAGUUUGCUUCUUUUCAUUGAAAUAACUUAAGGCAUUCACAUGCUCAAUUCUGUAUGGAACUUAUGUCGUUCUUGUCCUGUGCCGACGGAUGAAAAACCAUUACAUACAGAAUAUAAGCGAAGUUUCACGUGGCAUUCAAACCCAGACGAUGUGGUUCAAAAACCCCCAGAGAGUGAUAGAAAAAUGGAACCAGCAAUUUCAAGAAAGAAAAAAUAUCCAGACCUGGCUUACAAACACGAAUUUAUUUUAUGCAAUGGUGAUGAUGGAGUUGAGUCUAGUGAAUCUCAAGACACAGGCAGUGGUAGUGGAGGAGAUUACUCUGAACAGGGUACUCGAGCUCGGCCCGUAGAAAGGAUCACCAAAGGAUCAUUUCGGAGUAAGUCAGCUGAUCCAGGACUAGAGCGACGUAUCAAACUCAUGGUUCAGAGCUAUCCUCCUUCUCGGCUACAUAGGAAUCCCACACUUACUGGGGAUGCACCAAUUGUUCCCAAGGCAACAGAGUAUCGAUCAAAGUUUGCUUGGCCUGGAGAUGGACCAGAGCUAACUGAAGCACACAGGAUAGCUUACUCGGGAUUAAAGUUGACAGAAGAUAGGAGCUCUGAUUCACAAGAAGGGCAGAAUGGUGAAGAGCAAACAAGUUCAAGGAAAAGAGAGAAGAGGACAGAAUACAAGUCCAAUUUUCGACCAUUUUCAUCUUAUGUCUAUGUGGAUGGCAAUUGGAAGAAAACCCAUAAACUAAGGGAUGCUGAAGGAAAACUGCUAGAUGAAACAAACCCAUGGUAUUCUGAAGUUGUAGAACGGAUAAAAAAGGCUGAUGAGUACCGUGUUAGAUCCCAGGGGACACCUUUCUAUGGAGAGCAGUCCCCCUUGAUUCAAGGAAAACCCGUGGAAGGGGAUAGUCCUCUUUCUACUGAUGUUCUGAUUGCCAUGUCAAGGCCAUUGUUUCGUGAGGAAAAGCCAAUCAGUCCCAGAAAACGUUCAGUCUCAGCUCACCCUCCAGCUGUGGUACCAUUGCUGCAGACUGGAGAAAGCAGACAGAAAGAAGAAUCUUUGUCCUCUUCUCGUUCUGUAAGUUCAGAGCGAAAGAAAGAGAGAACUCCUGAAGGGCGACAUGAAACCUCUCCUCGUCGACAGCCUAGAACCUUCAGAGAAGGACUAUCUACCAAAAAGCCUGUUAGACCAGCAUCUGUGCCUCGUGGUGAACCGUCCAUUAAAUCAACCGGUACAACAACUCCACCAUAUAGUAAGCCCCGUCCUGUGCCUCGUCAAUCACCAUACUCCACAGUAAAUGGAGAGGAUACAAAGUUGUGGGUGAAGCCAACUACAGCAGACCAGGAGAAGAAGAAGGAUAUAAUAAAUGGAGAAAAACUAGAAAAAUAUUUUGAUGAAGGAGAUGGAGUGAAAGAACCAUUAGAAUCAGAAGAAAAGGGAAACCAUGAAAUGCCCCUACAAACUAAAGAGAAAGAUACAGUUCGUCCAAGUUUUCUACAAGAAACCAAUGGAUUCAAUGGAGAUGCUGAAUCUAAAAGUCCUUCACCCAUUCCUGAACCUCCCACUGGGCCUGUUCCCUUGACAACAGUCAUGUCACCUGAAGAGCUUACUGGAGUGAAAUCACCAGUCCCAGAAACCUGGACAGUGCCACUUGAAACAAAGAAAGAGCUUGAGUGGACCAACUGUUAUACUGCAGCUGAUAUAAAGCGAAUGAAGUGUCCUCCAGACCUGCUAGCCAAGUCGAAACUACUCCCUGAAAAUGGUGAACUUAUUGAAUCAGGUGUUUAAACCUCCUAGAACUCCCUUCAUCCAGGUCAGAGAUUAACUCCCAGUGGCAACAACUUGACUUUGAAUGACGUAGACCAUGCACCUUGUAGGAUAUACAUUUCUGAAACAAGAGCUUAUGUCACUUGACUUGCCCUUUUCAUCUCUUCCUCCUCACUUUUACAUCUAUUGCUAAUUCUUAAGGAUGUUGUUGUUAAUGUCAUUACAUUGCCAAGGCUUUAUAUUUGCAGUUUCAUGCCAUAUCACAGUUAUUUUGUAAGCUUUACUAGGUGUUAAUAUUUAUGGCCAAUUUUGUACUUUAAACUAUUAUCCACAGUAGCUAAUGUUAAAUGCAAGUUCCUAUAACAUUAUAUAUUAUUAUUGCUGGGGUUAUGUUUGCAUGCACAGUACUUAUACACAUAUAUCCAGAGGUGACUUUUUAUUUUUCUGUGAUAUUUAUUAUAUGUUUUGAAAGUAAUUUGUAAUUUUUAUUUAUACUAUCAGUCAAAGAAAAGUGAUUGUGUAAGUCAAAUUAACUACAUGAAAUGGAAUUUAUCUUAAUGUUACAAAUUGAUAUACUAUUUGCUAAUUAAAAAAAAAAAUUUAAGCACUUAAUUUUAAAUUUGCUUCAAUAAUAUUUUGCCAGUAAAUGUUGGGUAUUUAAAUUUGCCUCCACUUAGUAGUAAAUUAUUUGAACACUAGGCUGGCCUAAUAAUGAACUAAGCAAUAUUAUGACCGUGGGGUUGGCAACCGAAUGUGAUUCUUUGACUGCACGCAUUUGGAUCCUGUAUUCUUGCUGUCAAACUGAUGUUGCAUACCAAAAAAUUUUCCUUUAAACUUUGUGAAAAAGGUUUGACUACAUAACCUGCUGUGGUUGGCUUUCCUUGCAUGUCAGUUAUGGUAAGAAUCAGUAAGCAAACCCCAUGUACUGUGGCUUUUCAAACUUAUAGCUAGCUGCCACACCCACACACCCCAAAAAAGGCUCUUACUCUAUGAAAGGUUGCCGACCCCUAUUCUAGCCAAUCUCAGCUAUACACUUAGUGAAUUUUCUUCAAUAAAGUCACAUUAUAAAAGGCAGUUUUGGGCCAAUCUCAUUAAAUAAUUUGAACAAUAACUGUACUGCAUAGAUUGUGUAGCCACUGAAGUCAGCUAAGACUCGUUGCAAGAAAAACUACUAUGGUUGCUGCAUUUUUGAGUAAUUAAAUAGAUUUUUUAAUAUCCAAGUCACUUAUUCUUCCAGUCUUCUCAGACACACACUAAAGUAAUAAAACUUUUACUGAGUAUGUAUGUGUAUAUAUAUACAUAGCCACACACACACACACAUCACAAGUAUGAGAUGUUUACAUUUUAGGGAAAAUAAGUGCAGUUUCAUCCUUUUAUUAGUAUAUAAAUAUAUACUGGUUGUUGAAUAGAAAUUUGUUUUAAACAUGGUUUUAUUUAUAGAAAAAUAAUCUAUUAUUAGAAUUAAAAAGUGCUAAAUCCAGGGACCUUAAUAUAAAUAUACCAAAGACAGCAGCUAUGUUUUAUGUAAUACAGAAGCUGAAGUAGAUUUAAAAUAUCAGUUAGUAAAGUUCUUUUAUUAGAAUUUUAUGAUAGUUUGUGAUAUUAUUUUGAAGUACCGACCUAGUUAGACAUUUUAUUUUCUCUUUCACCAUUUUAGGUGAAGUUGAUUUGUACAGUUAUUUUAUUUAACUGUUGGUCCAUGAUUUUCAAUGGAGUCCAUUUUUUACAUACACAACCCUUCCAGAGUUAUUAACCAUAAUUAAAUGGCACUUUCUUAUGAUUUGUCAUCAAAGCUUCUAUAACUUUCUCGGUGAAACAUUAACAUUGAGCAGAAAGUUAUACAAGUAGAUUUGGCUAAUUUUAUGCUCUAAAUAAACUGAAUAGAAGUGACAGAUGGCAAUCAGUUUAUACCUUGUAAUUCUUCCAGUAUUUUCUACCUAUGAAGGUACUACACCCUAAGCUUGUAAGAAAUUUAAUUUGUUUAUGCAGAAACUGCAGCAUGCUAUUUUUUUAAAAAGAUUGAAGUGGAUAAGGCAAUAAUUUAAUCAAAAGUAAACACACCUAAAAUGCCUUUAUGAAAUUUAUUAGUUGCUGAAAGAAAGAAAAAUUAACCAAUGAACAAAAGGUCUUGUUUAUUUUAAAAAUUGUUCGUCUGAUGUCAAGAUCUUUGUGAGAAAAUAAAGAGUACAUUUUGUAAGAUGUUAAAAUGAACAGCUGCUGCUGAAAUUGCUAAAAUGCUUUUCAUGUGAUGUCAUUGUUCUUCAAGUACUGAGAACAUUACAGGACAAAUACUUCUUCAGAAACAAUGUGAGAGAAGUUAGAUUGAAGUGUGAAAUAUGCAAAACAAAAUAUGGUCUAAAGCUUUCUGCUUUACAAUUUGUGAAUACAGUGAAUAAAAUGACAAAGAUUAAAGUAAACAUUUAAAUAGUGCUUAUUUUAGUUGAGUUUUUUGUACACUGCAACAGACAAUGAGUUAAAAUUUGUUUAUUUUUACAUCUUUCUCAUGUAAUAAACAAUUAUAAGAUGUUUGUAAAGCUAGUUUUCUAAAAUGGAAAAAAACUCAAAUAUUUACUUCAUUAACUUUGAUCCGUUAAUUUUUGUGAAAGACUUAAAGUAACAAAAUAAUCAUAAAUUUCAUUUUGCAUUUUAAUGGAAACUAUGUAAUGUGGUGUAAAAAAUGUUCUUUUACCAUUUCUCUUAAAUUUCUGCCAGAAUUGUUGUAAUUUCAGUUACUGUAUAGUUCUACUUUACUGUUGGAAUUGGUGACUAAUAAACUAAGAACAACAAAUA